Messenger RNA from Lucilia sericata (common green bottle fly), 2173 nucleotides. RefSeq names its product glycerophosphocholine phosphodiesterase GPCPD1-like. Gene Ontology annotation, biological process: glycerophospholipid catabolic process. NCBI's taxonomy places the organism in Eukaryota, Metazoa, Arthropoda, Insecta, Diptera, Calliphoridae. Gene Ontology annotation, molecular function: starch binding; glycerophosphocholine phosphodiesterase activity. The record is from RefSeq and is a predicted model, not a curated record. The transcript has a single exon. Bases 58 to 2112 code for a protein of 684 amino acids.
AUACACACAUUUCCAUAUUUCUUUAUUUUCUAUAAAUUUACUAUUAAAAACUUUUAAAUGCAUCGUUGGUUUUUCGCAGAUGAUGAAAUAGUGUGCAAAGAUCUGACACCACCAUCCAGUCCACCAGAAACGCCGAAAACUUCUUCGUCAUCGUCUCUUUUAGAAACUGAAUGGAUAUUUAAAGUCAAGUUCGACUGGGAACUGUGUUCAAAUGAAACAUUGGCAAUUUCCGGCAGCUGUCCCAUUUUAGGCACAUGGGAUGUUCAACAUUCUGUGCCUCUAAAUAGGGAUGAAAAUUCAUCUUGUUGGACUUUAACGGUAACUUUGCCUCGAAAAUAUGACAUACAUUAUAGAUAUCUAGUGUGUGCUUUAAACGCCCGAGGACAAAGAAUUGUACGUUUUUGGGAGACGCACUGUGAAGCUCGUUUGAUAAGUCGUUAUCAGAUGCAGGAUAUUGAGUCCCUAGAAUGUGAAACUUUUGGCAUAUAUAAAGAUAAAAUAAAACUUGAACGCGGUUGGAUUAAUCCUUACAGUACAGUUGUUCAGUUUAAAUUUUAUCAAGAUCCCUUUGUUUUGAAGCAUACUAUUAUAAAUUCGCCGUUAUAUGUAAAGAUUACUCCAUUAAAAAUUAAAGAUCGAGAAAAAUGUGAGGGGAAAACAUCACUAGAAACUCAAUUACUUACAGAAAGUUUAGAUAAGGAUCUAACACAAACAUUUGCAUAUUGUGAAGUUGCCUCACUACAAGAUCAGAAUGGAGAAUUUUAUAAACAGGCUAAAUAUGGCACUGCUUGCGGUUGUGAAGACAUAAUAAUAUUUAAUCUAACAUUGGGAGAUAUAGAGCAUACCGCAUACCAAUUGGAUUUGUUUAAUUAUUCUUCCAAAUCAGCACCAGAUGUACCACCCCAUCAUUUUGGUUAUCAAUAUGUUUUGCCUCAAGAUAUGAAGGGUUCCGAAGGCACCCUGUACUUAACAAUAAUGUGCGGCACUAAACAUCGUCCCAUUGGUUCCAUGAAAUGUGAUUAUUUAAUAGUGAGACCCAUGCACUCUAAUGAUUUCAAUAUGGAAAAGACUUUUCAACGUCACUGGAAUAUUAAACAUGAAGGAAUAUUUGUUGGUCACAGAGGUUGUGGUAGAAGUUAUUGGUUUCAAAAUAAUAUUCUCAGAGAAAACACCAUUAAUUCAUUUAACUUGGCAUUUGCACAUGGGGCAGACAUGGUUGAAUUUGACGUACAACUAACUAAAGAUAUGAUUCCAAUAGUUUAUCAUGAUUUUCAACUGUAUAUAUCGAAAAAUCUGGAUAUUGAUUUACAGGAAUACGAUGUAAUGCAUUUGCCCUUAACUCCUAAAGAAAUGGAAUCCCUCAAAAAAUUAAGAAAAACUACUGAAGAGUUAGUGGGUAUAUCUGUCAGUAAAUUUACUCUAGAUCAAUUGAGGCGUGUUAAAGUCUAUGAACCAGCAAAAGAAAAUGUUACCCGAACUAGUUGUGGUUUAAAUAAAAAACAUAAUCGACCAUUUAUGACACUUGAAAGAGUUCUAAUAGAAGUUAAUAAUAAAAUUGGUUAUAUUAUAGAAAUCAAAUGGCCUCAAAAAUUAGCAGAUGGCAUUUUAGCAGACUUCGAUAAAAAUGAGUUCGUAGAUACAAUUCUUCAAGUUGUUUUCCAGAAAGCAGGUUCCCGCCGUAUUGUUUUCUCAUCAUUUGAUGCUGAUAUUUGUACCAUGGUACGAUUAAAACAGAAUCUCUAUCCUAUAUUGUUAAUGAUUCGCGACAAUUUAAGUAAAGACAGAUAUUUAGAUCCACGUAGCACCUCCAUACUUAGUGGUACAUAUUUUGCCAAUGCCAUGGAAUUAUUAGGGAUUAUUGUCAAUUGUGCGGAUAUCUUUGAAAUGCCCGGAAAAGUAUCGGACAUACAUGAACGAGAUCUUUGUGUAUUCAGUUGGGGAGAAGAAAAUCGUAAAGAAAAAACACGUAAAUAUCUGAAAACAUUAGGUGUAGAUGGUAUUAUAUGCGAUCGCAUAAAUCAUUGUUUGGAACCUGUGGAUUUGAAGCGAAAUAUUUUUGUUAUAGAUUUGGUUGAUAAAAUUUCAGAAAAUAAUAGGAUAUGUUCUGCGUAAAUAUAUUUGAAAAUGUAUGUAUGUAUGUUGUGCUAAAAUUAUUAAAAAUAAAAUUCAAGUU